Messenger RNA from Closterium sp. Naga37s-1, 1554 nucleotides. The record is from the annotation of a GenBank genome assembly. NCBI's taxonomy places the organism in Eukaryota, Viridiplantae, Streptophyta, Zygnematophyceae, Desmidiales, Closteriaceae.
AUGUCCGUUCCCCUCCCAUCACCUUCGCGGGUCUCUCUCCUCCCCCCCCGUCGCCUUCUAUCUUCCCUCCCUCCCCGUCACCCUCGCUCUCCCUGUCGCCUGUCCCAUGACCACCUGCUCACCAUCCCUCCCGUCGACUGCGCGCUCUCCCUCCCGUCGCCUUCGCGCUCUCUCCCUCGUGGCCUUCUCGCUCUCCGUCCCAUCGCAUGGGCGCUCUCCCUCCCGUCGCCCUUGCAAUUUCCCCUCUCUUCCCGUCGCCCACUUCAUCUCCUAUCGCUCACGUCCUCCCUUCCCGUCGGCAUCGCGCUCACGUUCCUCCCUCCACUCGACAUCGCCCUCACGUCCUCCCGUCCCGUCGUUCGCCUCCUCUCUCCCAUCCCGUCGUUCACCUCUUCUCCCCUCCCACCCCAUCGUUCGCUUCCUCUCCCCUCCCAUCCCGUCGUUCGCCUCCUCUCCCCUCCCAUCCCGUCGUUCCUCCUCUCUCCCCUUUCUUCCCGUCGCUUUUGCACUCUCCCCUCCCAUCCGCUGGUUAUUACCUUGCCAAACUUAUUUUCUCCACCCUUUUUUUUUAACUUCUUUCAGCCCCAAGUCCAAGGAUACCGCGCAUUCGCUCCCCCCGCGCGCACUCGCUCCCCCAGCGCUCACUCGCUCCCCGCACUCGCACUCGCUCCCCCAGCGCGCAUUCGCUGCCCCCGCGCGCACUCGAUCCCCUCGCGCUCACUCGCUCCCGCGCGCACUAGCUCCCUCCGCGCGCACUCGAUCCCCCAGCGUGCAUUCGCUCCCCCCGCUCUCACUCGCCCACCGCGUUCACUCACUCCCUCCACACGCACUCACUCCCCCAGCGCGCAUUCACUUCCGCCGCGCGCACUUGCCCCCCCCGCGCUCACUUGCCCCCCCCGCGCGCACUCGCUCCCUCCGCGCGCACUCGCUCCCUCCGCGCGCACUCGCUCCCUCCGCGCUCACUUGCCCCCCCCCAGCUCACUCGCUCCCCUUGCGCUCACUCGCCUCCCCCGCGCUCACUCGCUCUCCCCGCGCUCACUCGCUCCCCCCCCGCGCACUCGCUCCCCCAGCGCGCAUUCGCUCCCCCCGCUCUCACACGCUCCCCCCCCGUGCACUCGCUCAUCCUCUCCCAAACGCUUAGGUCUCCUCCUUCCCCUCUUACUAUCUCCUCCACCGCCUCUCCCCCCUUCUAACCGCUCGUCUUUCCCUCCCUGCAUCCCCUCCUUUCCCUCCCUGCAUCCCCUCCUUUCCCUCCCUGCAUCCCCUCCUUUCCCUCCCUGCAUCCCCUCCUUUCCCUCCCUGCAUCCCCUCCUUUCCCUCCCUGCAUCCCCUCCUUUUCCUCCCUGCAUCCCCUCCUUAUCCCCCCUGCAUUCCCCCUGCUACCUAUCGUAUGCGUUGCCAGUGGUGCAGGCACUGGCAGGGCGUGUGGUGCGGCGAGUGCGGGCGGUGGUAGGGUGUGUGCCCACCAGGGACCUGGCUGCUCAGGUGAAGCACGUGUUUGACACCAUAGCGCUGGCUGUCGGCCUUGCAAUAGCUCUCGUCAUCGAAUCAUAG